UCAAUUUGCUGUGCAAUGGACUGAACUCGACUGAAGACAGAGAGCGCAGGAAGGUCUCAUUCAAAGGCAGCGGUGACGGCAAGAGAGAAUGAGAAUUUACCUGUCAGUAGUAUAGUUGAAGAAUAGUGAUAGUGAUACAGUGAUGGAUAUGAGAGAUGCUGCGGGAAGGUGGGAUGCUCUGGGCAGUCGAGAUGCGAGCUCCAGACAUGCUGCGAUGGAGAUCAUUCACCAGGAGGUGAUUAAGAAUAUCGAGAGUAUCGGACCGAUACCAGACACACACUCCUCCUCUCCCUUGGCCACAGAUGACAGUCUGACCAGCGAUAUCAACGCUCUCCUGGCUCAUGUCCUGAUGCUCUCCAAAAGAUGUCCCUAUGAAGAUGUCAGAAAGAAAUGCAUAGGUUUGCUGCAGAGGGUUCAGGACGUUGGAGUGCGAAUACCCAGACCGCUGGGAAAUGGACCAAGUAGAUUCAUACCAGAGAAAGAGAUACUUCAAGUCAGUAAACUGGACGAAAGAACACAGUCGAUUUUUGAGGACGCCUUCGCAGUGCUCGGUCGCCUUGACAACAUCUCCCUGGUGAUGGGGUUCCAUCCUCAGUAUCUGGAGAGCUUUCUUAAGACACAGCAUUACCUGCUUCAGAUGGAUGGUCCUUUGUCUCUGCACUGCAGACAUUACAUAGGCAUAAUGGCUGCUGCCAGGCACCAGUGCACAUAUCUGGUCAACCUGCAUGUGAAUGACUUCCUGCAGGUUGGGGGCAAUCCCAAGUGGUUGAAUGGCCUGGAAGAAGCCCCACAGAAGCUGCAGGCUCUUGGGGAGCUCAAUAAGAUCCUAGCCCACCGUCCCUGGCUGCUCACCAAAGAACACAUUGAGAGUCUACUGAAGGCAGAGGAGCACAGUUGGUCCCUGGCUGAACUGAUUCAUGUUGUGGUGCUGCUCACGCACUAUCAUUCUCUAGCCUCCUUUACUUUUGGUUGCGGCAUCACCCCCGACAUCCACACAGAUGGAGGACAUACGUUCAGGCCGCCCUCACUCAGCGGUUACUGCGCUUGUGAUAUUGCCAAUGGGAAUGGUGCCCUGGAGAUGUUGGGGAACCAGCAGGUGUCAGAAUCAUCUUGCGAGGUAGAGGUGCUGAUGGAGAGGAUGAAGCAGCUUCAGGAGUGUUGUGAUGAAGAGGAGGCCAGUCAGGAGGAAAUGGCCACACGUUUUGAGAGAGAGAAGAUGGAGAGCAUGCUGGUGAUCACCUCUGAGGAUGAGGAGUGUGUACCAUCCAGGGAUGUGUCACGACACUUUGAAGACCCUAGUUACGGCUACAAAGACUUUUCUAGGAGAGGAGAACAUGUGCCUACCCUCCGAGUGCAGGACUAUAGUUGGGAGGAUCAUGGAUUUUCUCUUGUGAAUCGGCUUUAUCCAGAUUUUGGACAACUUCUUGAUGAAAAGUUUCAGAUCGCUUACAACCUGACAUAUAACACAAUGGCAACACACCAGGGUGUGGACACUUCCAUGCUGCGUAGAGCGAUCUGGAACUAUAUCCACUGCAUGUUUGGCAUUCGCUAUGACGAUUAUGACUACGGAGAAAUUAAUCAACUGCUAGACUGCAGUUUUAAAGUCUACAUCAAGACUAUGGUGUGCAGUCCAGAGAAGAUCACCAAGAGGAUGUACGAGAGCUUCUGGAGGCAAUUCCAGCACUCUGAGAAAGUCCAUGUUAAUUUGCUUCUUAUGGAAGCACGCAUGCAGGCAGAACUGCUCUACGCUCUGAGAGCGAUCACUCGCUACAUGACAUGAAGUGCUGUUCUUGUCAAAUUUGUUAUUUUUACUGUUGUUGAUGUUGUGGGACACUUCAAUAAAGCUAAAAAAGGAAAAAAACAAAAAAAAAAGAGUAAAAGCAAAAUGGAUUCAGAAUAAUUAACGAUGAGGAUGAGGAAGAACAGAUUCUGGUUGUUUUGUACAAGAAGGAAAAAAACAACAACUGUCAACUGGACCUACUUUCUGAAUCACUUGUUUGGCUGCUCAGCCUGCAGUGCCAAUUCUGGCCACUGGGGGGUGUCUGAGCAGACUCCCCCAAGCUGGGAAGUGUUAGUGAGACUGCAAGCUUCAGGAGGCCAGACCUCCUUUUCGUAUUUCAAAUGCAUCUGCGAUAGGACGUUUUAUAAUCAUAUCUUUUUGUGUGAUGAGAAAAACACAAAUAGCAACUCCAGCACCGGUGCAGAUAGGCUGCACUAACACACCUAUCUACUAGUGUUUUUUGUCCAUAUCGUUUUUAUAUUGUUCUUAUUUUUUUUCAGCAGGGGCUAGAGAUAGAAGCAUUAAUGAUUUUGCAUAUACGCGUGCCUAGUCAUGCGCAGCACUGGCAACAGAUGCUGAGGUGCCAUCUGUUCAUGCUGCUUUUCUCAACUGAGAGGCCUCAAGACACCAAAACCAUCACCCACUUGUAUAAGCUAAUCCAAGAACGUCUGUUUUGUGCGUGUGUGUGAGUGAGAGAGUGAAAGAGAGCACAAUUCAAAAGUAAUAGCUAUCUGAGCCCUUGUUAUAGUUUACUGUAAGACACCACUUUGUCUCAUGACAUUUCCAAUGUGUGAAUGUUAUGGGGGAAAUCAGAGAAAAAGAUUUACCAUAUUUUCUGGUGUUUUUCAUGCAUUAAAAAUAUCAAAGCACUUUUAAAAAAUGUUAAGAUGUGCUUCAGCUCCAUAUGUAGCCAUUUUGUUUUGGUGACUGUGGCAUAUCUUUUUUUAUUUGUUUUAGUAACUCCCAGUGCAAAAACGUCUUCCUUUUGUGAUGUGCUUCCUGUUGCUCUGAUCCAUCUGCCUUGUCUUCCUUUUAAUGCUCUGUCAUUUUUUUUUUAUUAUUAUUAUUUUGGAGUUCAUUAUAAAUAAAUACCUCCUGUUAUGUAUCCUUAAAUAUCUAAGUGCUGUCUGGUGAGCAGAACUUUGUCUUACGUGGCGCUGCCAGUUGUAGGCUUCAAUCUGUACAGACCUAGAUGCUAAGAACCAGGCAACCCAGACAACUGCACAGUUGUGGGGUUAAAUAAUGCUUGUUCUUAUUUUCAGAACUUUAAACAGUGUAGCUAAGCAGUUUUGUUUUCUUCAGAGUGUGUGUAUUUUUUUUCUUUUCAGGCUGGGUGGAUUCUCUGCUGUCUGUUUUGUUUACUAAAACUAGUUAUGUACUGCAUUCUGAUGAUGACAGGACUUGUAGAGGGAUGGUACUUUUUUUUUUUGGAGAUGGAUAUGAGGUGGUUUUUAAUCAGAUUUGUGAGACUGAUGUCAGUUACUGACACUUUUAUAAGAAACUAUUUGAUAAGAAAAAUAAAACAUGGUAUUUCACUAGUAUUGUUUGUGAUUUAAUCAGAAUUAUUUUCAAGGAAUAAUUUCUUCCCAAAGAAAAGUCACAUUUAGAGCCGAUAUUGUGACAUCAUACAUUGUAUUUCAGUAUUAACUGCAACAAUUUGAGCAAUCUAAAUAUCUCACAAGAAUCAUUUAUCACUUAUUUGUGUAAAUAUUAUUAAUACACUUCAAAAUAUCUUAAAAAAUGUUUAAUGUCCAUGAACAUCCAUUCAUCAAUAGAGGCCCUUGCAGUAUCACAAUAUAUCGCCACAGAGACACUAGAGCAAUAAAAGCCCACCCCUGCUAUGUACUAAUGAUUUAAACACAGUAUUGAAGGCACUGAUUAAUUUUCUCACAGUGAGGAUAAAAGGAAGUAAUAUUGUUGAUCUGGGAACCAAACAUUCCUUUGUGCUGUUUGCAUAAAUAAUGAAAUUUUCCCUUACUCGGCUGGUAACUUUCCCUUUGUUGCUAGUGGAAAUCACCGUAAAACCAAGCAACUUAUUGCCCAUUUAAAAGUAUUAUAUGAGGAAUUGGUUUCAAUUCUUAUAACAGUAAAAUAUCUUGCUCUUUCCAGAGAAAGUCCCUGAGAAAUUGUGCAAAUGAAUCCAGACAAAUUGCUUCAGCAUUUACACACUAGAGACUGAGGAGAAAACAGUUUAUAGAAUUAUUUGUAUACAUACCAAUGAAACAAAUUUACCACACUAUCACGUUUUGGUCAGUGGUUUUUGUUUGUUUAAACAUGCAUUCAUAUCACAUUUAGGGCAAGAGUGUAAACUGAAAAUUAUUAUAUAGACAGUAGCUGUGAAGUGUUACUGUUGGGGUGAGAAGAGGGAAGUCAGUGCCAUAUAUGCAAGUCUGAUGUGAUUGUAUUGAGAAAGUAUGACAAUGUUUCUAUUCUGUGUUCUAUGCAGACUUUUCCAGAACCGUCUG
Molecule: messenger RNA, 4245 nt
Organism: Xyrauchen texanus (razorback sucker)
Lineage: Eukaryota; Metazoa; Chordata; Actinopteri; Cypriniformes; Catostomidae
Product: sestrin-1-like
Exons: 11
Coding region: 143-1780 (545 amino acids)
Biological process (GO): regulation of response to reactive oxygen species; cellular response to leucine starvation; negative regulation of TORC1 signaling
Cellular component (GO): nucleus
Molecular function (GO): L-leucine binding; oxidoreductase activity, acting on peroxide as acceptor
Source: RefSeq, a predicted model, not a curated record